CGUUGGUCCCAUGUUUGUAAAAAUGAAGAAGAAUACUUCUGUUGUCUUUUGUCUGAUUGUAACUCUAACUCUGUUUGGGGCCUGCGGCCUGGGGGUAGCGAAGACGCUUAUGGAAAAUGAGGUGAAGGGGUACUUGUCGGAUUUUCUCUUCUUAAACAAUUCGCAGAAGUUCUGUGAAGGGGGAAGUAUCAUCCAGGCUCUGAACACGGAAAAGCUCCUCAACCUGAACAGUGUGUUAGAUAUCUGUGCAUCGAAGAAGGAGUGUGAUUUUGUAUCUUACUCUCCAAAAAGGAUUUUACGAAAUUCCCUUUUUUAUGAGGACGAGAAGGAGCUGAAUAAUACGGGGUCUAACUGGAUUACCGCAAUUAAGGAGGAUCACAUAAAAGAACAAGUGAAGAAUUUCACCCUUUCGCUGAACAUGAUGGGGGAGUGUGACAACGAAGACGUCUUGAUGAGAAUUAGCAAGGACGUCACGCCGAAGGAAGCGGCAGCCGAGUGCAACAAAAUCGCCGAUUGUAAAUUCAUCGUAUUUAAUUAUAACAGAAAGUUGGGAAGUGAGGAGACACAAGUUGAUAGGGCAGUCCUUUGCUCAGAGCCCCCAAUUGGAGGCGACUGGAGGAUCCAUAACCCCGGACAACUGAGUCAAUACGAACGAAAUGCACCAUUUAGAACAGAACGCUCGCUGUGUUAUUUCCUUAUUGUUGGUU
Messenger RNA from Plasmodium cynomolgi strain B, 707 nucleotides. RefSeq lists its product as hypothetical. The transcript has 12 exons. The annotation marks the transcript as partial. The record is from RefSeq and is a predicted model, not a curated record. NCBI's taxonomy places the organism in Eukaryota, Apicomplexa, Aconoidasida, Haemosporida, Plasmodiidae.